Tribolium madens (black flour beetle) is the source of this 1619-nucleotide messenger RNA. RefSeq names its product cyclin-dependent kinase 9 (gene Cdk9). The transcript has 5 exons. Bases 205 to 1335 code for a protein of 376 amino acids. Gene Ontology annotation, biological process: protein phosphorylation. Gene Ontology annotation, cellular component: nucleus. The record is from RefSeq and is a predicted model, not a curated record. Lineage: Eukaryota; Metazoa; Arthropoda; Insecta; Coleoptera; Tenebrionidae. Gene Ontology annotation, molecular function: cyclin-dependent protein serine/threonine kinase activity; ATP binding.
GUUAUGUUUAGAGGUUAUGUUUUGAAUGUGUAUGUGUUUUGGCUCAUUUGUGAUUCACGAAAAAUAAACAGAAACAUGCAUUUAAGUACUUUAAAGCUAGUGAUUUAACUUUUACACGUUCUCCUUUUUAUCGACGGAAAUUUGCGCUAGUUUUUACUUGGAUAAUAAAUUGUGCAACAUCGGGCAAGGAGAGAUUUUGCAAUCAUGAAUAUGCGAGAUAAAGAAAAAUAUAUUGAAAAUUUUCAUUUUCCGUUCUGUGAUGAAUCUGAAAAAUAUGAGAAAAUUGCGAAAAUUGGACAAGGAACGUUCGGUGAAGUUUUCAAGGCGAGGGAUAAAAGUAAUCCUAAGAAGUUCGUAGCAAUGAAAAAAGUGUUAAUGGAUAACGAAAAAGAAGGCUUUCCAAUCACAGCUUUACGAGAGAUACGAAUCUUGCAAUUACUGAAACACGAAAAUGUUGUUAAUCUUAUAGAAAUAUGCCAAACUAAAGCGUCGUACCGCAACAGAUACAAAUCAACGUUUUAUUUAGUUUUUGAUUUUUGUGAACACGACUUGGCUGGGUUGUUAUCAAAUGUUCACGUUAAAUUUAGUUUAGGAGAAAUAAAAAAAGUGGUACAACAAUUAUUCAAUGGUUUAUAUUACAUACAUAGCAAUAAAAUUCUACACAGAGAUAUGAAAGCAGCCAAUGUAUUGAUCACAAAAAAUGGUGUUUUAAAACUAGCCGACUUUGGCUUAGCUCGUGCAUUUAGUACCACUAAAAAUGGACUACCAAAUAGAUUUACAAAUCGUGUUGUUACGCUGUGGUACAGACCUCCAGAACUCUUAUUAGGUGAAAGAAAUUAUGGCCCCCCAGUAGAUCUUUGGGGGGCUGGGUGUAUUAUGGCCGAAAUGUGGACUAGGUCUCCUAUCAUGCAGGGCAACAGUGAGCAACAACAAUUGACACUAAUUUCCCAACUUUGUGGCACUAUUUGUCCCCAAGUCUGGCCAGGCGUUGAAAAUCUGGAGCUGUAUAAGAAAAUGGAACUUCCCGUUCAAAAACGAAAAGUGAAAGAAAGAUUGAAACACUACAUGAAAGACCCCUACGCUUGCGAUUUACUCGACAAAUUAUUAGUCCUCGACCCCGCCAAACGGGCUGACGCCGAUACAGCCCUCAACCAUGACUUUUUCUGGACCGACCCAAUGCCAUGCGACUUGAGCAAAAUGUUAGCCACUCAUACUCAGAGCAUGUUUGAAUAUUUAGCUCCGCCAAGAAGACCAACACAAAUGAGACAUCAUUCGUUACCAAGACCGACGACAUCUGCUGUGCAAGAUAGCGGAUACCAAGAUAGAGUUUUUUAGUUGUAAAAAUUAUUGACAUUGUGACUAUUUCCAAUGUGCCGGAACUUCCUGUUUAAGAAGUUACGUAUGGAUUAACUUAAUGCAAGACGGGAGGUUUGCAAGUAUGAAAAUUGUUUCCGAAAUGCAAACAUAAUUAAAGGUUAUUCAGUAACCCUAAAAUUUGAGAAAAAAGAUGUUGUAUUUUUUAUUUUGUUCAUAAGUUUGCAACGUCUAAUAUUAUGAAGUGGUUAUUACAUUGUUAAUUUAUCUGUAUGAAAAAUAGCGAAUAAAAUGGAUAAAAAGUG